AAAAACCAGCAGACGAGAUAGGAGAAAAAACUGUCUCCACUCCUGCCUCCUUGCCUUCCCGUUCCCAAAUUGAAAAUUCAAAAAACUGAAAAAGGUAAAGCAGCACUACUACCACCGCUCUCAAAUCUGAAAGAAAACACGCAGUUUGCCUCUCCUUCAGGUUACAACAAACAAACACAUGUAAAUUUAUUUUGACAGAAAUGUCCCUCCUCAGUAGAUUCUUUUACCGGAGACCUCCUGAUGGCUUACUCGAAUUUGUUGAUAGAGUUUACGUGUUUGAUUCUUGUUUUUCCACUGAUGUAUUACCGGAUGGAAUGUACCAAAUUUACCUGCACGAAAUAAUAACUGAAUUAUAUGAGGAAUUUCCGGACUCUUCUUUUCUGGCCUUUAAUUUUCGGGAAGGCGAGAAACGGAGUCAGCUUGCAGAAAUUUUAUGUCAGUAUGAUGUUACUGUAAUGGAUUAUCCGCGGCAGUAUGAGGGUUGUCCAUUGCUGCCAUUGUCUUUGAUUCAGCAUUUUCUUCGUGUUUGUGAGAGUUGGCUUACGAAAGGGAAUCAUCAGAAUGUUAUCCUUUUUCACUGUGAGAGAGGGAGUUGGCCAUUGUUGGCAUUUCUUCUGGCCAGUUUCUUGAUUUUUAGGAAGUUGCAUAGUGGUGAGAAGAGGACUCUUGAGAUUGUUCAUAAAGAGGCUCCUAAAGGGUUCUUGCAGCUCUUGUCGCCGCUCAAUCCUUUUCCAUCUCAACUUCGUUAUCUUCAGUAUGUGGCUAGGAGAAAUAUAGCACCUGAGUGGCCACCUCCUGAACGGGCGCUUUCUUUGGAUUGUGUCAUUUUUCGUGCCAUUCCCAGUUUUGAUGCUGGAAAUGGGUGUAGGCCAAUCAUUCGUAUUUUUGGUAGGAACUUACACACAAAGGGUGGACUUUCUACGCAGAUGCUCUUCUCUAUGUCUAAGAAGAAGAAGUCUGCCCUUCGGCACUACUGCCAGGCGGACUGUGACGUGAUAAAGAUUGACAUUCAAUGUUUGGUGCAAGGAGAUGUUGUCUUGGAGUGUCUGCAUUUGGACUUGGAUUCUGAAAGGGAAGUUAUGAUGUUUCGUGUAAUGUUUAAUACCGCUUUUAUUCGAUCCAAUAUAUUGAUACUCAAUUCUGACAAUUUGGACAUUCUUUGGGAUUCAAAAGAGCGGUAUCCAAAAGGCUUCCGUGCAGAGGUUCUGUUUGGGGAGGUUGAGAGCAUCUCCUCUCCGAAAGCCCCAACUACAAUUUUAAAUGGUGAGGAAAAAGGUGGAUUGCCAAUUGAAGCCUUUUCAAGAGUUCAAGAGCUAUUUAGUGGCGUUGAGUGGGUUGAUAGCAGUGACGAUGCUGCAUUGUGGUUGCUUAAACAGCUAUCAGUCAUUAGUGAUGCCAGAGAAUUUUCAAGAAUGCAAAGUCAAGCGAGUUCAUAUGCAUCACCUGUUGAUUCUGAAGAUGAAAAUAAUGCAUCUAGCACUGCUGAUAGUUCGGAUGAAGCAUUUGAUUAUGUUUCCAAGUCUACAGCUGAAGGAAUGAAACCAUUGAUGUCAAAUACUGUUGAGUCAGUUCCCUUAUCUUCUGAAAGUAAUGAUCCACAGGAUUUGGAUCUAACUACAGACCCUCCACCUCAAGUUUCAGUCAAGGGUGUACCAUUUUCUCUUCAUCAACAACUAUCAGUUGCAGGUGUAGAAACUCUGACUUCUCCAUGCCCCCCUCAACCCCCUCCACCACCCCCUGUUGCUCGCACACCACCACCACCUCCACCACCAGCUCCACUAGACCCAUACCCUCCUCCCCCCCCUCUGCCACCAUCACCUCCUCAACGUCCCUCUACUGCUACUACCAAUAGUAAAUCUCCACCCCCGCCUCCACCACCACCUCCUCUUCCCAAUGUCUCUAGUGGAGAUUUAUCAACAACUUCAGUUCCCACUAGUAAAAGAGACAUUCCACCACCUCCUUGUCCACCUCCCCCUCCCAACUUCUUCAAUAAAGAUGCUUCUUUACCACCUGCCUCUCAUAAUACAUGUCUGCUACCACCACCACCACCUCCUCCUCCUCCUCCUAACUUCAGUAAAGAUUCUGGUGCACCACCUCCUCCCACCUGCAGAGGCCCACCACCACCACCUCCUCCUCCUCUUCCUAACUUCAGUAAAGAUUCUGUUACACCACCUCCUCCCACCGGCAGAGGCCCACCACCACCACCCCCUCCACCUCCCCUCUUGAGUUCUUCUAAAGGCCCACCACCUCCUCCUAUUUCUUCUAAAAAUAGACAAUCCUCUGUGCCACAGCGGCUUCCAGUGCCUCCACCACCACCACCAUUGCCACCAUUCUCAAUGAGUACAACUAAUAAUAUUAAAACAUCACCACAACAGCCGCCGCCGCCGCCACCCCCUCCUCCUCCUACGACACUGUCUUCAAGUUCAAAAUCUACCGCUAGUUGUAUUGUUGGGGCACCACCUCCUCCACCUCCGCCUCUGCCUUCUUUUGGUUGCAACCCUGCUAAUGUCCCAAGGCCACCACCUCCUCCUCCUCCUCCUCCUGGUCGCAAUCCUACUAAUGCCCCAAGGCCACCUCCUCCUCCAUCUGGACCUACACGUCUCACUUCCACAGCACCGCCUCCGCCACCCAAGCCUCCUGCAGCUCCCCCUCCACCACCUGGUCGUGCCUCAGUACCAGGUCCACCUCCACCUCCACCUCCUGGAGCAAAGGGCUCUAACGUGCCACCACCUCCACCUCCAUCUGCAGGAAGAGGAAAAGCUUCUUUAGGGGCAAGUAGCCAUGUAAGAGGUCGAAGUGCUGGUGGGUCUGGUAAUGCCCCCAAGAGAGCUUCUCUAAAGCCCUUGCAUUGGGUGAAAGUUACUCGAGCAAUGCAAGGGAGUUUGUGGGCUGACUCUCAAAAACAGGAAAACCAAUCAAGGGCUCCUGAGAUUGAUAUAUCAGAGCUUGAAAGUUUGUUCUCAGCAGCCUCUGUUUCAGAUGGGAAAGGCAGUAUUAAAGCUGGAGGUCGACGUGGUUCUCACAUGAACAAGCCUGAGAAAGUGCAAUUGGUAGACUUGCGAAGAGCCUAUAAUUGUGAAAUAAUGCUCACAAAAAUUAAAAUUCCUUUGCCAGACAUGAUUAAAGCAGUUCUAGCUUUGGAUUCCUCAGCUCUAGACAUUGACCAGGUUGAGAACCUCAUCAAAUUUUGUCCUACCAAGGAAGAAAUGGAAAUGCUGAGGAAUUAUACAGGUGACAAGGAAAUGCUUGGAAAGUGUGAACAGUUUUUCCUGGAGUUGAUGAAGGUUCCACGAGUUGAAGCUAAGUUGCGAGUAUUUGCAUUCAGAAUUACUUUUUCUAGUCAGGUGGAUGACUUAAGACGAAAUCUGAAUAGUAUAAAUGAUGCUACUAGAGAGGUAAAAGAAUCUGCGAAAUUGCGUCAGAUAAUGCAAACAAUUCUCACUCUGGGAAAUGCUUUGAAUCAGGGCACUGCACGAGGAUCUGCUGUAGGAUUCAAAUUGGACAGUCUUCUUAAAUUAUCAGAUACUCGUGCAAGAAACAAUAAAAUGACAUUAAUGCACUACUUGUGCAAGCUACUAGCUGAGAAAAUGCCGGAGUUACUAGACUUUGAUAAGGACCUUGUUCAUUUAGAAGCUGCCUCUAAGAUUCAACUGAAAACUCUGGCUGAAGAAAUGCAAGCUGUGAGUAAAGGCCUUGAAAAGGUUGAGCAAGAACUCACCACUUCAGUAAAUGAUGGUGCCAUCUCCACUGGCUUUCAAAAGGUCUUGAAGAAUUUCCUUGACACUGCUGAAUCUGAAGUUAGGUCACUUAUCUCAUUAUAUUCUGAAGUGGGAAGAAAUGCAGAUUCCUUGUCUCAGUACUUUGGAGAGGAUCCGGCUCGUUGUCCCUUUGAACAAGUGACACAGAUCUUGGUUGUUUUUGUUAAAUUGUUCAAAAAGUCACGAGAGGAGAAUGAAAGACAGGCUGAUGUUGAAAAGAAGAAAUUGGAAAAGGAAGCCAUGAAAGAAAAGGCAACCGCUAAUUUAUCUGCUAGGAAAGAUGGUGUUGAUAGCGAUAAGUCAAUGCUUGGCUUUCAAAUUCAGAAAGAACUUCUUAAUCAUGGUUCUAAUCACACGACAACCUGAAGGAGAUUCUUGGAGGAGGUUAGUCUUGCAUGCUAAUGGGCAGCAUCCGCGGUUCCUCAAAGCCACGUUAAAAGCAAUAUAAUAUUGCUUUACAGAGCCAAAUGCAACUCAACAAUGUGUUAAAUUUUACUUGCUGAGAACCAGGAAUUUCAUGGCGACGGCACAAACCCUUUUUUCUGGUCAUGGACGGAGCAAUCCCCACAUAUGCCUUAGGUAUUAUAUAUAGCCCCCACAAACUGUACAUAGCACAUGAAAUCUGUCAUCACCUCCACGUAGUUCCCAUCCCAAGUGAUGAUAUUUAUGAUAAUGUAUCACUGUAGAGAAUCAAAACUUUGUGGCAGUGGCUGUCGUUCCCCGGAGAACUAGUUUUGCAGAUAAUGAUAUCUGAUAUCGGUUCUUUUCAGCGCA
Molecule: messenger RNA, 4532 nt
Organism: Populus euphratica (Euphrates poplar)
Lineage: Eukaryota; Viridiplantae; Streptophyta; Magnoliopsida; Malpighiales; Salicaceae
Gene: AFH14
Product: Formin Homology 14
Exons: 18
Coding region: 201-4124 (1307 amino acids)
Source: RefSeq, a predicted model, not a curated record